CUUGACCUAAGGAUGGAGCACAAGACUUCAACUGCCGGCAUGAGCAUGUUUAUGACCCGAGUUUGGUCUAGUCCUCUUGUUUUAUCUUCCAUGUGGACGACGUCCGCAGACAAGGCUACGCUACGCUAGCUUUCUAGCUAGGGUUGGACGUGUCAUGUGUCAAACGAACGUACUCGAACCUGCCGGAUCUUGAUGAUGAACUUCUGCUCCGUCGUCCUUUUUUUUAUAAAUCCAGGUCUCAGGGGCCAAAACAAGUGGCGUACGUACGCUAACGCUGUAAUGCAUCAUCGAUCAGCUAGCUGGUGUCGUUACAGGGAGCUAGCGCAUCAACUUCUCUCUUCCAACUUUAUUUGCAGCGGCGCGGCAAGCUAGAUGUCGGGGAAGAAGGCCAGCGAGUUCAGCGGCGAGGAGCAGCAACAGGUGAUCGCCGAGUUCGAACGGCUGACGCGGGAUGCUGCCGCCGUCCAGCCGGAGACGCUGCGGCGGAUCCUCGACGAGAACGCCGGCGUCGAGUACCUCCAGGGGUUAGGCCUCGACGGCCGCACCGACCCGGACACCUUCCGGGCCUGCGUGCCGCUCGCCACGCACGACGACCUGGAGCCCUACAUCGCGCGCCUCGCCGACGGCGACACCUCCCCCGUCCUCACCGCCAAACCCAUCACCUCCAUCUCCCUCAGCUCCGGCACGACGCAGGGGAGGCGCAAGUACUUGCCCUUCAACGACGAGCUAUUCAAGCUGACGAUGCAUGUGUACCGGACCUCCUUCGCCUUCAGGAACAGGGCGUUCCCCGUCGAGGGCGGCGGCAAGGCGCUGCAGUUCGUCUACGGCAGCCGGCAGCUCACCACCAAGGGCGGCCUGACGGUGGCCUCGGCCACCACGCACCUGUACCGCAACGAGGGGUACAAGGCCGCGGUGCGCGGCAUCCAGCUGCCGUGCUGCAGCCCCGACGAGGUGGUCUUCGCCGCGGACUUCGCGCAGUCGCUCUACUGCCACCUCCUCUGCGGCCUGCUCUACGCCGACGAGGUCCGGACCGUGUUCGCCGUGUUCGGCCACAACCUCGUGCUCGCGCUCCAGACGCUGGAGCGGGCGUGGGAGGAGCUGUGCCACGACAUCCGCCGCGGCGCCCUGUCGCCGGCGCGGGUGACCGAGCCGGAGCUCCGGCAGGCCGUGUCCGCGCUCCUCGCGAAGCCGAACCCCGCGCUGGCCGACGAGGUGGCGCGCCGGUGCGCCGAGGCCAGGCUCGGCGGCUGGCGCGGGCUGGUCCACGCGCUGUGGCCCAACGCCAGGUACGUGCACACGAUCGUGACGGGCUCCAUGGAGCACUACGUCAGGAAGCUCCGGCACUACGCCGGUGGCCUGCCGCUCGUCGCCAUGGACUACGGCGCGUCGGAGGGGAUGGUCGGUGCCAACGUCGAGCCGGAGGUGCCACCGGACUCGGCAACGUUCGCCGUGCUCCCCAACAUCGCCUACUUCGAGUUCAUCCCGCUCAAGACCACCACCAAUGGCGGCGGCGGUAGCAGAGCGGACUGUACUGAUACCGGCGGCACGAGCUACAGCUCCGGGGCGGAUCCCGUCGGCCUGACGGAGGUCACCGUCGGCGAGCACUACGAGGUUGUCAUGACCACCUUCGCAGGUGGCCGGCUUCUACAACUCGACGCCCAAGCUCAAGUUCGUGAGCCGGGGAUCGAUCGGCCCCACGCUGUGCAUCAACGUCGACAAGAACACGGAGCAGGACGUGCAGCUCGCCGUGGAUGGCGCGGCCGAGAUACUGACCUCCUCGAGCAGGCUGGAGGUGGUGGACUACACCAGCCACGCGGACGUGUCGACGGACCCGGGCCACUACGUCGUUUUCUGGGAACUCAGUGGCGAGGCCGCCGCCGACGGCGUGCUGCAGCGCUGCUGCGACGAGCUGGACCGGCGCUUCGUCGAUGCCGGGUACGUGAGCGCCAGGAAGACGCGCGCCAUCGGGCCCCUGGAGCUACGUGUGCUGCGGCGGGGCGCCUUCCAGAAGGUGCUGCACCACUGCCUCUCCCUCGGCGCUCCGGCGAACCAGUUCAAGCUGCCGAGGUGCGUCGCCCGGUCCAACUCCGGCGUCCUCCAGGUCCUCUCUGACAACACCAUCAAAAUCUUCUUCAGCACAACCUACGACUGAAGUUGCCAGACGGUGGCGCGGCGACCAUGACAAAUCAGGCGGUCUGCUGUGAGUGACAGAAUUUAGCGCCAAGAGCGACUGGUUUUCUUUUGAAAAGUUGCACUCUCAUGCGUGCCUACGAGCCUGUUCGCAUGAUUUUAAUGCUUACAGACUUCUACUGCUUAUAUAGUGUUUUGUCUCUCUAUAUAUUACAACUACAGCAGUUCGAAUCGAACAGCUGGAGUGUUUUCUGCAUCUUUUUUGUUUGCCGUUAUUUUCUGCAUCUUUUUUUUGGCCGUUAUUUUUACGCGUGGCUUGUUUGCUUGCAAAAGAAAUAUGAUACACACUUUUGAUUGGGAGA
This is a messenger RNA of Zea mays, 2492 nucleotides long. Its product is annotated as Indole-3-acetic acid-amido synthetase GH3.6. The record is from RefSeq and is a predicted model, not a curated record. Lineage: Eukaryota; Viridiplantae; Streptophyta; Magnoliopsida; Poales; Poaceae. Bases 373 to 2112 code for a protein of 579 amino acids. The transcript is spliced from 4 exons. Gene Ontology annotation, cellular component: cytoplasm. Gene Ontology annotation, molecular function: acid-amino acid ligase activity.